Molecule: messenger RNA, 1596 nt
Organism: Pseudozyma flocculosa PF-1
Lineage: Eukaryota; Fungi; Basidiomycota; Ustilaginomycetes; Ustilaginales; Ustilaginaceae
Exons: 2
Coding region: 1-1596 (531 amino acids)
Cellular component (GO): small-subunit processome; box C/D methylation guide snoRNP complex
Molecular function (GO): snoRNA binding
Source: RefSeq, a predicted model, not a curated record
AUGUCCAGCGCACCUACCCACGUCCUGUUCGAGUGCGCCACGGGAUGUGCCGUCUUUGAGGUGGUCCAGGUCGAGGAGAUCGGCAACCUCACCUCGGCCGUCCAGAAGAGCGUCGCAGAGUUCACCACCUUUGCAAAGAUGGUCAAGCUCGUCAGCUUCAGCCCCUUCAAGAACGCCCUCGAUGCUCUUCAGGCCUCGCUCGACAUCUCCGAGGGCGUCGUCAACGACUACCUCAAGUCGCUCCUCACGCUCAACCUGCCCACGGGCAAGAAGAUCAAGAGCGUCCUGCUCGGCGUGGCCGACCGCAACCUGGCCUCGUCGAUUGUCGGCGAGCUGGGCAUCCCCUGCGACACGGGCGAGACGUCGAUCGAGAUUAUCCGCGGCGUGCGCCAGCAUGCCGAGCGGCUGCUGCGCGGCAUGGCCGAGGGCGACCUCGCCAAGGCGCAGCUCGGCCUCGGCCACUCGUACUCGCGCUCCAAGGUCAAGUUCAACGUCAACCGCAGCGACAACAUGAUUAUCCAGGCCAUUGCGCUGCUCGACACGCUCGACAAGGACGUCAACACGUUUGCCAUGCGCGUCCGCGAGUGGUACGGCUGGCACUUCCCCGAGCUCGUCAAGCUGACGCCCGACAACAUGACGUACGCCAAGCUGGCGCGCUUCAUCAAGCACAAGGAGCGCCUCACCGAGGACCACGUCGAGGAGAUGACCGACAUCCUCGCCGGCGACGAGACCAUGGCCAAGAACGUCCUCGACGCCGCGCGCGCCUCGAUGGGCACCGAGAUUGGCGAGAUGGACAUGACCAACAUUGAAAACUUUGCCGAGCGCGUCGUCAACCUGGCCGAGUACCGCAAGAACAUGCACAAGUACCUCGUCGAGAAGAUGCACCUGGUGGCGCCCAACCUGUCGGCGCUGCUGGGCGAGGUGAUUGGCGCGCGGCUGAUUUCGCACGCCGGCUCGCUCACCAACCUGGCAAAGUACCCGGCGUCGACGGUGCAGAUCCUGGGCGCCGAAAAGGCCCUCUUCCGCGCGCUCAAGACCAAGGGCAACACGCCCAAGUACGGCCUCAUCUACCACGCCUCGGCCAUCGCGCGGGCGGCGCCCAAGAACAAGGGCCGCAUGUCGCGCUUCCUGGCCAACAAGAUCUCGAUUGCCAGCAGGAUCGACUGCUUCUCGGACACGCCCACGACCAAGUUUGGCGAGGUGCUCAACGUCCAGGUCGAGGAGCGCCUCGCCUUUUACGAGACGGGCAAGCCGCCGGGCAAGAACAGCGAUGCCAUGUCCAAGGCCAUCAAGGCCAUCGAGGAGGCUGCCGGAGACCUCAUGGACGUCGAUGCCGCCGACGACGACGAGGACGAGGACGACGACGAGGAGGAUGCCAAGAUGCCCGCCGCCGUCGGCGUGACGGAUCCGGCGGACAAGAAGAAGGAGAAGAAGGACAAGAAGGACAAGUCGUCCAAGAAGGACAAGAAGGAGAAGAAGGACAAGAAGAGCAAGAGCAAGGCCGACGACGCCGACAAGGACGACGACGUCAAGCGGGCAGCGGCCAAGGCGGCCAAGAAGGAGGCAAAGAAGGCGGCGAGAAAGGCAAAGGCGUAG